Molecule: messenger RNA, 4269 nt
Organism: Carassius gibelio (silver crucian carp)
Lineage: Eukaryota; Metazoa; Chordata; Actinopteri; Cypriniformes; Cyprinidae
Product: glucocorticoid receptor
Exons: 9
Coding region: 317-2569 (750 amino acids)
Biological process (GO): regulation of DNA-templated transcription; nuclear receptor-mediated glucocorticoid signaling pathway
Cellular component (GO): nucleus
Molecular function (GO): steroid binding; nuclear glucocorticoid receptor activity; zinc ion binding
Source: RefSeq, a predicted model, not a curated record
AAACAGGGGUUUAUCGACCGUAAUCUCCAUUUUGAAUGUUUUUGUGGUUUAGGGUUUUAUGGCACGCCUCCUUUCUCAUGGCUGGAAACGAGUAAAUUGCAUGGAUUACACAGACGGUGUUAUGAAUCCGGACUAAAAAAACGGACGAUAUCCGAGUUGCGGGGUUUUCUUGUGAAGCGACCGGAGGCUUUCGCUACUACUGCUGCUGCUGCUGUUGUUGUUGUUGCUAAUCGCUAACAGCGCAACGUCUAAACAAAACAAUGACAAAUGAUGCAACAAAUCAAAACGGGAACUUAUAUAUCAACAGCAAUGCAAGAUGGAUCAAGGAGGACUGAAGACCGGCGCCAAGAGAGAUGAUCAUCUGAAGACGUUGGAUUACAGCAACAGCCCAGUCGAGGGAAUUUUUCGAAGCGGACUCCAAAGCGUCAUGUCUGUCGCCCCCACCUCGCUGGUUCCUCCGCCCAAUCCGCUGAUGCAGCCGGCUUCUGGGGAUCUUCCCAAUGGCAUGAGCAACUCGCCUACUUUUGAGGAGCACUCCACUUCCGUGUCCUCCACCUUUGGCAUCUUUGAGGAAGAUACAGAGCUCAAAAUGGGUGGGAAGGAGCAGAGACCCCAUCAACACCAAACCCUGGGAGCUUUCACUUUGGGAGACAGCUUCUCAAGUCUGGAGGCCAGCAUCGCAGACCUCAACAACACCUCCCCUUCAGCGGACUCCCUGAUUGGUGGAUUCGACGCCAAUCUCUUUCCUAUAAAAACAGAGUUUUCUCCAUUGGAUAAAGGCGAUAUGGACCUUGAGAAUGAUUCCUUUGGGCCUAUUGGGAAAGAUGUUGAUGUUGGCAAUCAUAAGCUCUUUAGUGACAACACUCUGGACCUCCUGCAGGACUUCGAGUUGGACGGAUCACCCUCUGAUUUCUAUGUGGAGGAUGACGCGUUCCUCUCCACCAUAGGUGACGAUGCUCUGCUCGGAGACAUGCCGACAAAUACGGAGAGUGAUUUGAAAGCCGGAGUCUCGAUGAGCAAUGGCACGACCAGCACCAUUUCCAGUUCCUCCAGCAUCAACACGGUCACCGCCAGCAUCAGUUUGCCCACCGUGAAGGUGGAGAAGGACUCUAUAAUCCAGCUGUGCACUCCUGGGGUCAUCAAGCAGGAGAACAACGGUGGGACUAACUACUGUCAGGGGAGUCUGCACAGCACACCUAUUAACAUUUGCGGAGUCACCACUUCAAGUGGACAGAGCUUCCUAUUUGGCACCGGUCCAUCCACAGCUGCUGUCAGUCAGAAGAAAGAUCAGAAGUCUGUCUUUAACAUGUUCACCCCUGUGACCUCUACAGAAGAGAGUUGGGGCCGGGGCCAGGGCUUUGGGAAUGCAAGUGAAAUGCAGCAGAGGGCCAGCGAAUGCUUUUCCAAAAACUACGCAAGCCCCUAUGCCAGACCUGAAGAGCGCACGGCCACGACCUCAGCUGCGGGGAAGUCUGGCACACACAAAAGCUGUCUUGUGUGCUCUGAUGAUGCUUCAGGCUGCCAUUACGGAGUCCUCACCUGCGGAAGCUGUAAAGUCUUCUUUAAGAGAGCAGUUGAAGGGCAACACAAUUACCUGUGCGCUGGACGGAACGAUUGCAUCAUUGAUAAAAUCCGCCGGAAGAACUGCCCUGCCUGUCGUUACCGAAAAUGCCUCAUGGCAGGCAUGAACCUAGAUGCUCGUAAAACCAAGAGAGGGAAUCAAUCCGGAAAGGUGAUCCAGCAGCCGUCGGUUCCAGAGCACAGUCUUCCUCCGCUGCCUGAGCCCCGGGCACUGGUGCCCAAACCCAUGCCCCAGGUGGUGCCCACCAUGCUGUCACUGCUGAAGGCCAUCGAGCCGGACACCAUCUACGCCGGAUACGACAGCACCAUACCGGACACCUCCACCCGCAUUAUGACCACUCUGAACCGGCUGGGCGGCCGGCAGGUCAUCUCCGCGGUCAAAUGGGCCAAAGCUCUGCCAGGGUUUAGGAACCUGCACCUGGAUGAUCAGAUGACCCUGCUGCAAUGCUCCUGGCUCUUCCUCAUGUCCUUCGGACUGGGCUGGAGGUCAUACCAGCAGUGUAAUGGAAACAUGCUGUGUUUCGCACCAGAUCUAGUCAUCAAUGAAGAGAGGAUGAGGUUGCCCUACAUGAAUGAUCAGUGUGAACAGAUGCUGAAGAUCUCCAAUGAGUUUGUGAGACUGCAAGUGUCCAACGAGGAGUACCUGUGCAUGAAAGUCCUUCUGCUCCUGAGCACAGUGCCGAAGGAUGGUCUGAAGAGCCAGUCAGUGUUUGAUGAGCUACGGAUGUCUUACAUUAAAGAGCUGGGCAAGGCUAUUGUGAAGCGAGAGGAGAACUCCAGCAAGAACUGGCAACGAUUCUAUCAGCUCACUAAGCUACUGGACUCCAUGCAUGAUAUGGUGGGUGGACUCCUGAACUUCUGCUUCUACACCUUUGUGAAUAAAUCCCUCAGUGUGGAGUUUCCCGAAAUGCUAGCGGAGAUCAUCAGCAACCAGUUACCAAAAUUCAAAGCUGGGAGUGUCAAAUCGCUGCUCUUUCACCAGAAGUGACGGUCCUCCUCCCAGCAGCAGGACACGAUGCCUUAAAAGUCCACCCCAGCGGGACAACAGAGGCGUGUGAGAGCGCUGAGAGCCAGGACCGUAUGCAACCCAGCACACAACUCCAAGAUUGACCACAGUAAAGUGGACUCGGAGGAAGAGACGGGUAACUAGAGGUUGUAAAAACCUAAAAAAAAAAACGGCUGAACUGUUGAAAUGACGAAUUUCCCCAUACAUGUCGUCUCAGGUGUUUGACUCCCAGCAUCAACUGUUAGUAGAUGAAAGCUUAUUGUCUAAGGUCUCUUAUUAAGUAGAGUUCAACACGUCUCUUAUUUUUGGAGCGGAUGCAACACUUACAGUCCAGUAGGCGCAGAUCAUAUAGUCAAAAGCGGAGUAUCAUACUUUGUAACUUCAGAUGAUAACACUUUGAAAUAAUCAUGUCAAUAAUAUGCAGAGAUAAUGGCUUCGGCUUGGUUUGAAAAUGAAAUGCAUUUUGUAUGACACCAUAUCUAUAUUGUUUUAAAACAACUCAUUAACAGUUACAUAUAUACAUAUAUAUAUACAGAAAAAGGGAAAAUAUGUGCCUUUUUAUUUUUAGCUUUACUCUUUUAGCCGUUUUCUUGACUCGUUUACAACCAGACAUCCAGAACUACUACUUCAUAGUCGAUUGUACUUUUAUACCCACAUGCACUUGUAAUUUCAAAAAACAGCGCUUUUUAUUUUAUUUUAGCCAGCUUUGUAAUCAUUAGUGUGAUCUUUAAAAAAAAAAAGUGAUCCUUAUCGACGAGUCCGUCGAUUAUUUACGCUAAUAUCAGUAGAGAAAUGCAAAUCGAGCACUUUCACUCCUUGUAAAUACUUUAAAGGGGCUGGUUUAGAUUUGCUUUGCAGAAAAAGUGUAUUUGUGUUUAAAAAAAAGCCAUUUAUUAAUUAUGAAAUCCUCCUGUUAAUUCAUAUAGGAAUUAUGCAAUGUGAAACAUGUCUGUUUUUUUGUUUUAUGUUUGUCGUCUUUGUUCCUUGGCUUACAUAGUAAUGCCACAGUAUAAACAACCAAAACAAUGAAUGCAGAUUACAUUUCCUAUAACGUUCUGGAUUCAUACAAACAUGAUUUUAAUUGUAAGAUACAGUACAAUCACACUUAGCGACACCAAACAUCAACUCAGGCCCACUACAUUUAUAUUUUGCAGUACUUUUCAAACUCUAGAUCAUGUAAAACAGUGUUUGUUUUUUUAUCAGGUCCACACUAAUCCAUAUUAAACUAGCAUUGAUCUGUCUUGGUUAAAACAGUCAAAUUGUGGUGCAGGAGCAGGGUUUUAACUCUCUGGGAAUUUCUACUCACCAGUAUUGUUGCGAUGUUUCAUUUCUGUGCCAAACAUAUAUUGCUUUCAGUUUGUACAAACUAAAACUGUGCUCGUCUUAACAGUUGUCAAAGGUGUAUCUGUUCAAGAGAGGGAAAAACAGAAGAUAAUUAUAUUUUACAUUUUUCUUCUGUGGAAGCUUAAUGCAUCUUGUUUAAUACACAAAUAAAAAUCUGAUGAUAUCUCGAUCUUAGCAUUGCAUUGAUUUAGCGAACAACACUCAUUUUCAAACUAUAAUCCAUAUAUGAGCAGCACUUUUCACUUUGCUCUUCCGAUUCCUAAAGAUAUAUAUGAUAUAAAUAAACAGAUGUAUUUACAUGCACUUUUGCAACAUGUCUAAUAAAAUGUUCUCUUAAA